AUGAAGUUCAAUGCUCUGCAAACUGUUCUGGCCCUUCUCGCGCAGCUCGUGGUCCUGACGCACGCAAGAGCGACGAUCAACCAGCAGAUCUUGUCUCUGAAGGAGGCGAACUCGACGCUCAUCCAGUACCCAACCCAAAUCACGCAAAACAUCGUGCCGAAGGCGAUUCACUCCCACAACGACUACUGGAGAGACGUGCCGCUUCUGACUGCGCUUAGCUUGGGCGUGGCGAGCGUCGAGGCAGACGUUUGGUUGGUCAAUGGGACGCUAUUUGUUGGACAUGAGGUCCAGGCGCUGACGAAGGACCGUACGUUCGACUCGCUAUACGUCCAGCCCAUCCUCCAAGUGUUGCAAGUGACGAACCAUCGUUCGCCCUUCACCGUGAAUCAGACCGGCGCGAACGGGGUGUUCGACAUGGAUGGCGGCCUUCCUCUGCAGCUCUUGAUCGACAUGAAGACAGACGGCCCGAGCACCCUGCCGUUUGUCGUGAAAGCCCUGCAACCCCUCCGCGAGAAGGGUUACUUGACCACGUUCGCGAACGGCACCCUGACCGUGAAGCAGGUGACGGCCGUCGGCACCGGGAACACGCCUCUGGACGGCGUGAAGGCCCUCGAGCCGCGCGACGUGUUCUUCGACGCGCCCCUUACGCAGCUGAACGACCCGUCGCUUAACACGACCUUCGACUCGACGAUAUCGCCCCUUGCGUCCACGGACUGGGAGAGCGCCAUCGGCUGGAGUGGGAUUGGGAACAUCAGCGACUCGCAGCUGGGGAACCUCACGCGAUUCAUCGCGGACGCGCACGCGCUGGGCAUCAAGGCCCGCUUCUGGGACACGCCCGAGUGGCCCAUCUUCGCGCGAAACGCGAUCUGGCAGGUGCUGGCGGACAACGGGGCGGACUGGUUGAAUGCGGAUGAUUUGGAAGCGGCGAGCUCGUUCUGA
Dichomitus squalens LYAD-421 SS1 is the source of this 939-nucleotide messenger RNA. RefSeq lists its product as uncharacterized. The record is from RefSeq and is a predicted model, not a curated record. Gene Ontology annotation, biological process: lipid metabolic process. The coding region runs from base 1 to 939 and encodes 312 amino acids. The transcript has 5 exons. NCBI's taxonomy places the organism in Eukaryota, Fungi, Basidiomycota, Agaricomycetes, Polyporales, Polyporaceae. Gene Ontology annotation, molecular function: phosphoric diester hydrolase activity.